This is a messenger RNA of Diachasma alloeum, 4379 nucleotides long. RefSeq names its product leucine-rich PPR motif-containing protein, mitochondrial (gene bsf). The record is from RefSeq and is a predicted model, not a curated record. Gene Ontology annotation, molecular function: protein binding. NCBI's taxonomy places the organism in Eukaryota, Metazoa, Arthropoda, Insecta, Hymenoptera, Braconidae. The transcript is spliced from 5 exons. The coding region runs from base 161 to 4195 and encodes 1344 amino acids.
CAUGAAUACGGAAUUUGAUAGUAUUUGAUAGCACGUGUGCAUAUAUAUAACUGUGAUGCGGCCAUUGGUAUAAGAUCUCCAUCGAGCAAAUUUUUAGAGUUGCACCGGUGAGUCUUCUCUUCAAGCGAAUUGAAGUCACGAAAAUCUCAGAUAUAUAACAAUGGCAACGUUAUUACGAUACGUUAGGCAUUUAACACAAAAUCGUACUAUUACGAAAUGGAUAAAUAUAAGUCAAAGCAUUGUUGAAUCGAACGCAUCACGACUGAGGCUCCACAAUCAACGUGUAACCAACUUAACCAGAAAUUAUGCAACCAGAGCAGUUGAUCGCCAGGCUGAACCUAUUUACAGUUUUGAGAAGUCUUUUCAGACUCUUGAAGUACAGCUGAGACGAUCUGGGAGAACGAAUAGAGCGGAUAUUGAAAGGAUACUUGGGGAAAUACAAUUAGCAGGAACUGUUCCAAGCCUUGAGGCACUACUGCUUAUUCGUUGUUGUGGAAGGCCUAUGAUCGACCAAAAUUCCAAAGAAGGUGUUCAGUUGGUGCAAGAAAUAUGGGAUACACUCGAAAGAUUGAAAAUUCCCAUGGACGUGUCCCACUUCAAUGCGCUCCUCAACGUCUACCUGGAACGCCAUCACUCUUUCUCUCCCGCCGAGUUUCUUCGAAUGAUGGUGGAAAAACAGAUAGUGCCAAAUCGCGUGACUUACCACCGCCUAAUCGAAGGUUACUGCCGCAAGGGUGACAUCGUUAACGCGACUAAGGUAAUCGACAUGAUGCGCACGAACAAUUUACCACUCUGCGAAAACGUCUUCAAUUCUCUCAUAACUGGUUACUCCGAGGCUAAUGACAUAGAAAAUGCAGAGUCAACCUUAGAAACGAUGAAAUCCACUGGGAUUGAACCGUCAGCUGACACCUACGGGGCCCUCCUUUGUGCCUACGCAAAACGUGGGGAUAUGUCCUCGAUCACCAAAACCAUUGCAAAGUUGGAAUCGCUAGAGAUAACAUUACUCGAUCAACAUCUGAUGGACAUAAUCGAAACAUUAGCAACUAACGGGCACAGCGACAAAGCUGCAGAGUUCUCUCUGGAACUUCCGAAAGAAAUAAGACAAGAUACCGAAGUGGGUCGGCUCCUUGUGAAGCUUAUGGAGAUUAAACAAACCAAGCUCGCACUAGAAAUCCUUAAGAAUACGACUACAGAUGCUGCCAGGCUCCAAGUUCGUACGGGUUUUCUGUUGCGAGCAGCAGCAACCAACAAACUAUUCACUAAUGAUGAGUUAGUCACUUUUUGCACUGUCCUAGAAGACGAGGGACUCCACCCAAGACCUUUCUCCAUCGCACUUUACCACGUUCUCUCACGGAAUGCAAACCCCAGUGUCGUCAUUCCCCUUAUGAACGCUUGGAAGAAGCGAGGAGGACAAAUAAGAGAACACUACUUUUGGCCUGUGCUGCGAACUGAGGCUCGUGCCAGCAAUUACCAAGGCAUCAUUGAUGUUCUCAAAUCAAUGGUCGACGACUUUAAAAUAAUUCCAUCUGUGGAUACUUUACGAGACUACACGAUUCCUUUUAUGUUUGGAACAUGGGAUAACAUAAUAGGUAAGCUCUUACCUCUGGGUAUUCAAAAACCCACGAUUUUGCAGGCGAUUGCUCACCGAUCGAUCAAUGAUAAGAAAUUAAGGAAUGCUAUGAUGUUCAUGAGGUCUUAUCCGAUUAAAUAUUCCAAGGAUUUGUUUUUGGAACCCAUGGCAUUCUCCUUGAACAUGUGGGACGAUACGAAAUCGUUUGUCACCAUUCUAAGAUUCUUAGGAGAUGAAUGCACGGAAAAUCCUGAACAUAAUGUAAAUAAUAUUCCAAUUAGUAUUUCCGAUGAAGCAAUGGCGGCUGUUCUAUCAACAAUCCCCAAGUAUCGACCAAACAUAGUGGAGAAGUUACUUCAUGAGUUCGAGGCUGCAGGUCUUAGCAUCUCCUCUGAAGUAGGAGAGACUGUGAAAUCCUUCUUCGAACCCCACAAAGCUGCAGAGCUUGAUCACCUUAUCUCUAAACUGACCUCUGGGGAGUUGAUCCCAGUUCCAAUGGAAGAAUACAACUCCUACCUCAAGGAUAAGAACAAUGAUUACAUCAAGAGGCCAACGGGAGUGAACGUAUCGGACUUGAGAAUCCAAUUCGCUUAUCAUCUGGAGAAUAAGAAUGAGGAAAAGAUCUUAAAAAUCCUACGACAACUUCAAGCAUUAGAUUAUCAAUCUCCACCGGUUUUGGCUCAAUCACUUGAGUUAUUUUGCUCCACGGAGAACCUUGAAGCAGCUGAGUACUGCUUUAAUCAGUUCAAAGAGCAUUGCCAUGAGGUAGGCCUCGAUACAAUGAAGACAUUAAGCUUUGCCACACUUUUGGUGAAGAAAGAUCGUCUCCAAGAUGCUAUGAUGGUCCUCGCAGAAGCCUCAGUGCUGGAUGAAAAUGAAAAAUUCUCACGAGGGCUCAAAGGUAAAGUCAGAUCACUGCUGGAGUCAAUUGCUGAAACCCAACACGUCGAAAAUACUCAUCAAUUAUUCAACUUACUCAAAUCUAAGAACUAUAUCGUCUUCGAUAAUUACUCGCUUGGACCUUUAGUGAAGGUGCAUCUACUUAGAAAGGAAAUAGAUAAAGCGAUGGAGAUUUUCGAGCGUUUCUCGAAUGAGUACAAAUGUACUCCAUACAAGAACGUCCUCGCAUCAGCUUUGAUCGACGCUGAGGAUGCAAAUUCUCUUCAGCGACUGACAGACCUCUGUACAGAGAUUCAUGGAGAAAGUAAUGCAUUAGUGGAUCUCGCAAUGCUUUUUCUAGAGGCGGGGAGGCCUAUCCAAGCAAGAAAAAUUCUUGAGACCUCUGGUAUUCAAAUAUUCAACGAUAAAAUCACAAGUGCAGUGAGGCACUUCGAUAUAACUGGAAAAUUAGAUUGUCUCGAGUUGUUAUCAAAGAUCUCGAGAAGAGUUGUAAGGAUAGACCGAGGACAUUUAUAUAAUUCUCUUCUCGAGGUUUAUAACAAUAGAAACGAUUGGCAGAAAGGUUUAACUCUGUGGACAGAGAUGCAGGAGAUCGAUGUCCAGCCGACUAAUUACUUCCUCAACACCCUAAAUUCACUAUUAACGAGAAAUGCACAACCAGUGCCUUUUGUUAGUGAAGAUUUUGCAGCAUCUCGAUCUCUUUCUCCAGUACAAUCAGUACGUAAUACACGCAGACAGAGAUUCAGAAACAUUUAUGAUGGCGAAAAAUUCAAUCAAGCUUUGAACCGGAAGAACUGGUCUGGGGCUGAGGAUAUUAUCAGGUCUGAAUUGCGAGAAAGGAAAGAAAUGAGAUUCAUGUAUGCAGAGUUGAUUAAGGCGGUUCUGGAAACUGGAGAGGUCGAUAGAGCAACCGAUAUUGUACGAUCUGUAAUUCAAGAAUUUGCUGGAAUCCCCAAAAGGAUAUUCUCAUUAGUCUGUGAUGAAUUGCUUAAGAAGAAAAAGUAUAAGACUAUUGAGGACAUUGGCACCUGUAUGAAUGAAAGUCUUAAGGAUGACCUUAAUUAUUAUAAAAUAUUCUCACAUUGUCAAAUUCAAAAGUUUGGAAUUAGAAAAUAUCUAGAAGGACUCUCAGUUGAUGAAUCUCAGAAAGGCUCCAGAUCCUCUGAGAAGAAAAUCCACUUCGGAGCAAUCCUUCAGGGUUUGUUGGAGGACCCUAGCUAUCUGGAGGAAUACGAGAAGUGGGGAAGGAACAUGGCAGAUCGCCAGAUCUUCAGAGGAAUGCAUGUUUUGUGGAAUUAUCACUUUAUCAAGAAUAAUGCCAAGGCUGAGGAGCUCUGGAACGAGUUCAUCGUGCAUUCUAGCUCUCCGUUGGUGAGGCCCAUCGUAGAAGUGUCCGCCGAGAGAAAAGACCCAGUCUUGUUGAAGAAAUUGUUAAUGAAGUUAGAGUCACAUCCACGAUUGAAUAUCGGAACUAAGUGUAGAGUGAUUUCUGGUUUAAUCAGGGUUUAUAAUUCCAUGGAGCAGUAUGAGGAAGGACUAAAAGUUCUGAAUGAGGCAAGCAAACGAUUUCGACUCAGUUUGCUGACAUUAGACACUCUUCAGGCACUCAGGGAUGGAAUCGAGAAAUCUGGCAAGAACUUCCCCUUCAAUCUUGAUAAACAAGAUACUAGUACGGAGAGUGAACAACUACUGGAGGAGCAAUUACAAGAAUCUGGGAGGGCAUAGGAUGUUAGUGGUGGAGGACGAUUAAGUAUCAUUUAAUCUAAUCGCUUUACCCUUAAGAUACGAUGAAUCAUUAUAUAGAUAAAUAUAAAAUUUAUUGUCAACGUCGUUUCUCAUUCUACAGACUAGUUUUUGAUGUAUGACAAGCAAGCGAGUAUGGGACGACCAUUAAACUGUAUAAAAUUUA